AUGGAAUUGGAUUGGAGUUCACCCGCUGCUGACUAUUUGGAAAUAUACAUGGACGGGAAGAUCCUUCAGGUUCGGAGAAGCCGUUCCUCCGCAGCUUCUGACUCCUGUUCAGCAGUUGAACGGUUCAUUGUCAUUCCCAGCGAUGUCUGAGGCGCACAGACAGGCUGUACAUUACAAGAUGAGGCGGGAUUAGAUGACAGCGGGUUAAUCUUUAGGCUCACCAUCUGGCAACGCCACGAGAAUUAAACUUGAAGCCCCCUGAGGCCUUGGCCGCUCUGCACACGGACGCCACCUUUUCCAGUGGGAUUUGGCAGACGCAUGGGGGCCGAGUGCCCAGCAGAUGGUACGCCACUCAACACAGCCAGUCGGCAGCAGAACAGGAAACCAAAGGAAACCACAGGAAACCGUCCUUCGUGCUCCAUUCUCCAUCCUCCAUCUUCCGUCCUCCUUCCUCCGUCCUUCAUCCUCCAUGACUGCCGAUUCCAGGAAAAAUACACCUACUUCUUCUCACACACAUCUACGCUCGGAAAACACCUUGUUAUCAUUGUUGAGAUGCGAUCCCACCGACCCCAUACUGAUUCAUAUCCAGGCUGGUAUCACUGAUACCUAUCCCGUGCCAAUCAAAACAAGAGUCAGCUCAUCAAGGCAUGUAAUAGGACACCUAUAAAGCCCAAAAAAUCUUCCAAAAAGUGCUCACAACUCCUGCAUACUAAGCAAGCUACAGCCACAUUGUUAUUAUUAUUAUUGUUAUUAACAUUGUUACGCCCAAGAACUACAUUACUGGUGUAGUGACACCUCCACACACCACACCGGCUAGCUACUAGCCGGCAUGUGACUAGCUCAGUUGGCUAGAGAACGGUAACGCUACAUAUUGGAGCUAACGCCACUGCUGCUAUGUUUUUGUUUUGGAGUUUGUAAAAGUUAACGCUAGGUGUAGCGUUGCUUUCUAUGUUGCUACGUGACAUCCAUGCACCCAGGAAGGAAGUUCCGCUAAUACGUAAAAGGAGCAAAAUACAGCAAAAGAGCGAAGUCUCCAGGUGGAAUAGGUGUGUCCCAUUACGUGCAUUCAUUUUUUUUUAUCUCACGUGUGUUCCUGUCUCACAUAAGGAUUGUGAGAGGAUUGAUUCCCUAAGAAAUAUUGCAUGUUUUUCCCAUUGUGAAUGUGUGAUGACAACAAAGAUGGAUGUCUACUCUAAUGAACCUCGUAGCUCCAUUCCUGUCCUGUGUUGGUUUUUCCACGAGCUUUACUAGGACUGAGCGGCAUCGGGAGGGACUCUUAAGAAGCGUCAUCGGAUUAGCGAGCCGGCACCUGCCUUCAGUCGACCAGCCAACACCUUGACAGACGCAUCAUCUCAUGCGUGGGCACGCCUUCAUCGUUGCAUUUUUGAAAGGAUGAAGCAUGUGAAGGUUGAACAUCUGCCUUUGGUCUUUGCUUUGCUGCGCGUCUGCUUUGCGCAGGCAGACUUUGCCCCUUACUUCUUUGACAACGGGCCGUACAGCUACAAUGGGAACAUGGCCCUCUUCAGCCUCUCGGAGGACACGCCGGUUGGUACACACAUCUAUUGCCUCAACGGGACCGACCCAGAAGGCCAGGAGGUGAGCUAUGGCCUUUCGUUUGAUCCCGGCUCCAAACAGUACUUCAGGAUCAACCCCCACACGGGAAACAUCACCUUAGUGGAAAAGCUAGACCGCGAGAGAGAAGAUUCUUUCGAUGUUCUGGUCAGCAUCACCGACGGGAAAAGCAAGGUUGUGGAAAGAGUGACCAUAUUUGUGAUGGACACAAACGAUGAGAAGCCUCAAUUCCAAAACAUGCCUGCGAUCAUUGACGUCCUGGAGACGACAGAGUCCGGACACAGCAUCUUCAAAGCGGAGGCCGUGGACAGAGACACGGGCUCGGGGGGCUCGGUUACCUACUACCUCCUGAACGCACAGUUGAGCUUGUUUGCCAUCGACAGACACAGCGGGGUCAUUCGCAUCAAACCCGAGGAGACUCUGGACUACGAGAAAACAAAGACACAUUUUGUCACCGUCAUUGCAAAGGAUGGGGGCGGUACGUUCAACGGCAAGGAGCAAUUUUUGUCCUCCUCUUCUACCCUCACAAUUAAUGUGAUCGACGUGCAAGACACGCCGCCAUCUUUUAUCGGGACUCCGUACUUUGGCUACGUUUACGAGGUGUCAACGCCGGGGUCGGAGAUAUUCACAGUUGUGGCCAAAGAUGGUGACGUUGGAAACCCAAAUCCAAUUAGAUAUUCUUUUGAUGAAGGUGACGAUGGAGUUUUUAGCAUCAAUGAGACCACCGGCCUCGUCACCCUGCUGACAAGUCCCAUUCAUCUAAAGAGAGAAAUCUUUAACAUUAAAGUCAAAGCAUCUGAAGUGAGUCCAGGAGGCCGACCCAUGGACUAUGGAGUGACCAUGCUGGUGAUCCGGGUGGUGGACCUGAAUAACAACCCACCAACAUUCUACGGGGAGAACGGCACCCAAAGCAUGUUUGAGCUGACCAUGUACGAGCACCCCCCGGAAGGGGAGAUACUGCGGGGGCUGAAAAUCACAGUGAGAGACGCCGAUCAGGGCGCCAAUGCAAAAUUCAACCUGAGGCUGAUCGGGCCUGGCAGGAUGCUACGUGUGGUCCCGCAGACGGUACUGAACGAGGCCCAGGUCACCAUCUUGGUGGAAGACUCCGCCGCCAUGGACUACGAGAGGCACCACUUCCUCACGUACAAGCUACUCGCCGUUGAGAUCGACACGCCGGAGAGGUUCAGUUCCACGGCGGAUAUCAUCAUACAUCUUCUGGACACUAACGACAACGCGCCGAAAUUCUCCUCAGAUUACUACAUAGCCAGAAUUCCCGAAAAUUCACCUGGCGGAUGCAAUGUUGUGUCAGUUCUGGCAAUAGACCCAGACUCUGGACCAUGGGGUGAAGUGAAGUACUCCAUCUACGGAUCCGGGGCUGAAUUGUUCUUGAUCCAGCCGUCAACUGGCAUCAUCUACACGCAGCCAUGGGCCAGCCUGGACGCAGAGGUGAGGUCCAAAUAUAACUUCUACGUCAAGGCAGAGGACUCGGAGGGCAAGUACAGCCUAGCCGAGAUCUUUGUCACCGUGCUGGACCUCAACGACCACCCGCCCGCCUUCAAUGAUAACUUCCUGGAGAAGACCAUGGUGAUUGGCGCUCCGGUUAAAAUUGAGGCUGUCGACGACGACGCAGAGGUGCCAAACAACGUGAUCGAGUACGCCAUCAUGAAAGCCGAGCCCGACAACAACAUCUUUGACAUCGACAGCGACACGGGCGAGAUCAACCUGAAGUCCUACAUCAAGUCCAUGGCUAUCAUUCAGAACAUCACCAAGAAGAGGGACUGCACCUGGUCGCUUGUGGUGCAGGCCCGGGACCGAGGACAACCGUCCUUCAGCACCACCGCCGUGGUCAAGAUCGACAUCACCGAAGCUACCCGACUCAAGGGGGGGCCGUUGGGAUCUAUUUUAGCGCACGAUAGAAACAAGCCCUUGCAAAUUGUAGGCAUGCUGGCAGGCGGGAUUAGUUUCAUGGUCAUAGUCACGGUCAUCAUCUCCACCGUCACCUUCGUACGCAACAAAAAGUCCAACCGGGUCCUGCCCAAUCGCCGUGUGAGGAGGAGGCCCCGUAACCAGAACCCCUGGACCUUCAAGAACCCCUUCAGGACGCCAAGGGACCCAGAGGAGAACUUCCAUGUGCAGGAGGAGGAAGAGCAGGAAGCCGGGGAAACGGCGGAGAACCUCAACCACAACAACAACGUCACCAACGUUGUCAGACACUGGCCUCCGCCUCCCUGUGCCCCCUCGCUGCCGCCCCCGCCGCCACCUUACAUGCCGGGGGAAAGGAAGUGGGCGGUGCCCACGGUCUCGGCCGCUGUGGCGGCCCGGCCCAAGAAGAAGUCGGUGGUGUCGGGUCAGGACAUGAUCAACAAGGCGCUGGUGUCAGAACUCAAAAUGAGACUGGAGCAGAAGAGGAUGCUCAAUCAUUUAUAAUGUGUGUGUGUGUGUGUAUGUGUGUGUGUGUGUGUGUUGGGGGCAGUGCUUUGCAAAAGUCUUGGGCCACCACAAUAUUUGUUGUUUUGAAAUUUGACUAAAUUUCAUGGAUCUACUAUGGUGGAUGUUAUUUAAGCGAUAUUUUCCAUGUUACCUUGCUUAUGGAUUCGCUUAAUUAGUUCCACACCCAACGAUAAGUGAAUUCCUUAUUUGUAAAUGGAA
Molecule: messenger RNA, 4221 nt
Organism: Doryrhamphus excisus (bluestripe pipefish)
Lineage: Eukaryota; Metazoa; Chordata; Actinopteri; Syngnathiformes; Syngnathidae
Gene: cdhr1a
Product: cadherin-related family member 1a
Biological process (GO): cell migration; multicellular organism development; homophilic cell-cell adhesion
Cellular component (GO): catenin complex; plasma membrane; cell-cell junction
Molecular function (GO): beta-catenin binding; cadherin binding; calcium ion binding
Source: RefSeq, a predicted model, not a curated record